UCGACUCCUCUCGAGUUCUGUAUUACCAGAAAGCUAUGCAACAAACAAACGAUGACUGUGCAACGCGAUUCAACAAAAAAGUACAUGUAUCGACGGAUGACGUAUACCAAGGACAGAUAAGAAUGGAUCGACUGAUUUCGUCAUCGCCAGCUGUCGUCACACGUGUUCCGUCAACGUCGAAGAUCCGGGGGAGGCAUUUGAUUGCAGUCAAUCUGGUCAGUCGUUCAAGUCAGUCGUAGCGAGAAUCACGCGAGAUCUCCAGAUGCAACGGUCCAUCAAGUUCGGCGACGCAUACGCACGCAGUCUGUCAAAAUCGAACGCAGCGUUUUCCAAGGAGCAUCGCACCAUUCGAUACCUCUACGUCCGUUCCUCUGUGACGCCACGGAAGUCACGUUACAGAUGAUUUCGAUCAAACUCCGAUUAAAUUAAUCUACAAUUAAUUUAUCAAAUAACGAAUUUACGCCUAAGCACCGAAAAUGAGGAUCAUAUUCGUAAAAUUUCGUGAGAUCUCGCAAAAGUAUCCUAUUAUUCGAGGUAUGGCGUCUUAUUCAAUUAUAUGGCCAACUGGAAAUUUUUUGCAACAGAAGAUAAUGGGCAAAGAAGAAUUUAAUUACAUGGAAACUGUGCGAUUCAGUCUAUUCGGUGGUCUUUAUGUAGCGCCUACACUAUACUGCUGGCUGAAAUGCGCAUCUCACUUCUGGCCGAAAGCAGAUUUAAAGUCUGCGAUCACUAAGGCUUUGAUUGAACAAGUCACAUAUGGUCCUGCAGCUAUGUGUUCCUUCUUCUUUGGCAUGAGUCUUCUUGAAUUAAAGCCAAUUUCGGAAUGCAUUGACGAGGUCAAAAUUAAAUUUUGGCCAACAUACAAGAUUGCUAUUUGCGUUUGGCCAAUUCUCCAAACCAUCAAUUUCAUCCUAAUUCCAGAGCGAAAUCGUGUAGUAUACGUCAGUAUAUGCAGCUUGAUCUGGACGUGUUUUCUUGCAUAUAUGAAAUCUCUUGAAGCCAAACAAAAGGAGCCGAUUAGCAUUACCAAUGUUAAUCCCAAGAUAAUAUCAGAAAGUAAAGCGCAAACCAACGAAAGAGCCAAUCAUAUGCAGAUUCCUCUACUACGAAAAGUGUUAGGAAACUGACAUGCCGUUAGAUUAAUUUAUUUGUACAUACGUGCAAUUGGAAGCAAUAUUUAUACUUUAUGAUGCAAUUCACAUAAUAUGAUUAUCUGUGAUAUUCACAGUACAAAA
This is a messenger RNA of Atta colombica, 1235 nucleotides long. Its product is annotated as mpv17-like protein. The record is from RefSeq and is a predicted model, not a curated record. Gene Ontology annotation, cellular component: cytoplasm; membrane. Lineage: Eukaryota; Metazoa; Arthropoda; Insecta; Hymenoptera; Formicidae. Bases 477 to 1127 code for a protein of 216 amino acids. The transcript is spliced from 5 exons.